Molecule: messenger RNA, 6266 nt
Organism: Topomyia yanbarensis
Lineage: Eukaryota; Metazoa; Arthropoda; Insecta; Diptera; Culicidae
Product: AF4/FMR2 family member lilli
Exons: 9
Coding region: 673-5931 (1752 amino acids)
Cellular component (GO): nucleus
Source: RefSeq, a predicted model, not a curated record
GAGACGCAAGAGAGAAAUGGAAAAAUCGCGGCGGACAUUUUGAAGGCAAAAGUGAAUUUGAAGGAAAUUUUGCUGCGCUCGCAGCCAAGUGAAUAUACGCCAAAACUGGAAUAAUUAAUCGUAAAUCGAUGCCGGAAAGUGCGACGAACGUGCGGUGCAUAUUAUUUCGUUCGGAAGUGCAGUAUUUAGGAUGAAAUCUUGAGCGCAAAAAAACACCAGAAGUGGCCCGUGUCGCGGAUUCAGUCGACGACGCAGAGGGUUUUUUUUUCUUCUCAUCUUCAUUCGCGCCCCGCACUGUCGUGAGUGUAUUGUGUGUGGUACAAAGUAUUCCUCGGUCAGCUCAAUCAAUCAAAUCGUGAGCAGGAAAAAAGACUAUCGGAAACAGGACAACGAAGUAAGGCGACCGUGUGAGUCAGCCUUGCUUUAGAAGGGCGUCGGGUCAGCAAUCCUGUCAUCCAAACCGGAAGGUGCCCCCUAACCAGUGCCAGUGAGCCGACUGUUUCUUACAUCGGGCGGCACUAGCGAAAGAUCACUCUUUAGAUGGGAACAGAUUUGCUUACAUGAGGCAGAAACAACUGUGGACGAAUGAAAUACCGACGCAGACAGCGCGUCACCUAAGCAAAAGAUCAACCAUCUUGUGAGUUCGUUUCAAUUUGAUUCCUUUUAUCUAAAAUGGAUCCAGCAGGUCCAUGGUCGUACUCAUAUAAUCGACAGCCGGGCACGAGUGGCGAGUUUCAUCACCAUCUAGCGACGGCUGCCGCAGCCGGUGGUAUCGGACUGGCUGCCCACAAUACGGCCGUUGGUGUGCCAUCGACAACAUCUCAGUUGCUGCUGCAGGCAGCUCACACAACAUCUCUUGGGACCUCCUCAGGUCCCUUCAAUCCACCUGGUUUUCUGUCACCGCCAGGGGUCAGUUAUGAUGCCGUGUUUACACCCUUAUUCCACCCUGCUGCAAACCCAAAGCCAGCCCACUACAGUUCGACCAUCAAUCAACAUCGGGUACUGGCUCAAGCGCAGGCACAGGCAGCAGUGAAACAAGCAAGCGAUUCCGAAGUAUUACGGGAUAACUAUACCACCCAUCAAACGCUAGCCGCUGCAGCUCAAGCCGCCAACUUUUUCGAGCAACAACAGCAGCAGCAGCAGCAACAACAGCAGACUUCUAACGCCAGUGCCGGAAGUAGUGGAUCAACGUCAACCAGUGGUUCCUGGCAAGGAAACAAUCAACUUCCGAGCCCCUUUGGUAUCAUGCCCCACGAGAAUGUCGUCCAGUCGAGCCCGGUCUCGUCGGCAUCGUCAAAACCCACUACAUCAACGUAUGAAAAUUUCAACGCACAUUUCAACUUGAACCAACAGCUUAACUCACAGCUGGCCAGCAAGGCUGCAGUCCGAUCUGCAUCUCCAGCGGUCAACAGUGGAAGUAGCAGUGCAGGUUCAUCAAAAACCACCACAAAUUACUUUGCAUCGACAAACUCCAGUAGCAAUACGCAACAGUAUGGUGGAGUAAAUGAAUCUCUAUCAAACUAUUCCAACCAGCAGCAACAAUCCAGCAAACAGCAGCUGGAAUACGGUAGUGCUAGUAAGUCAUUGUCGUCCAGUUCGACCGGCACCGGCGGUAGUUCGUCUUCGCUUCAGCAGACAUCUUCACCUUCUUGCAUUGUUAUUACUCCAGUUUCUACCCCUGCUAUCAUUGCCUCUUCACCCUCAUCCCAAUCAUCCCCCUCAUCUUUCGUAACAGCGAAUGCGAAAGACUACAAGUACCAGUCUCGUAUCAUACCAUCCCAAACACCCCUCGUUAACUCCUCGAUUGUCUAUGCGUCUCGUAACCACAACGCCCAUCAAGCAGCAGCCAAUAGUAUGAUUGAUCAAAAAACCCGAUUGUUAUCGCCAGGUCUUCAUACACAACCUGUAAACCACCAACAGCUGCAGCAAGCUCAACAGCAGCAGCAGCAGCAACAACAACAACAGCUUCAGCAAUCACACCACCAUUUGCUGCAGAUGAAUAGUUUCAUCAUACCUCCGCCUACUGUGUCUCCCCAGUCUCCAGUGCACAGUAGUAGCAAAAUUGUACAUAAAAAUUCAUCCCAUACAAAAGGAGGAGGCGGUGGUUCUACGGCUACGAUAAAAUCCGAUGGUCAGCAUAUAGUGAUCAGCCAUCAACCGCAGUCAUCGCCGAUCAGCUACUCAAUCACCGAUAACAAUGGACGGGCAAGCAGCUCCUCUGCUUCCUCGUCCUCUUCUUCGGUCGUAGCAACUACGACGUCUAAAUUAAAUAGUCCUAUUAAUCGUGUCAAUAACGGUAGUAGUAGUAGUAGUAGUAUUUCUAGGAGUAACAGUAACAGUAGUAGUAAUCAGCAGCAAUAUCAACAAAACAGUGCCUCUAAUAGCUAUAGAAGUAAUUAUAAUCAAAUGAAUGUAUCUGGUAGCAGCACUGAGUCCGUCGAUUUCGUCCACGCAAAGCGUGAAUCCCAACAGGCGCAGCUACAGCAGCAGUAUUCAAACGGUCCCAUUGCAUCACUAACUCGCCAUCUUGUGCCGCCUUCCUCACCGGCCGCUUCCGACUAUAGUAGCUCUUCUGGGACCUUGCAAAGGCGUCCACUGUCACCGACCCAUUCCCACUCUCAAGUGUCCCCCAUCAGUCCGGCCUAUUCCAUGUACAAUAGCCCAAUGAGCAAUACGCUUUCGUCUCCGCAGCACCACAGUACACAGCAAACACAGUCUUCCCUGCAACCGGCGACGGCACGAUCGCCCUCUAGCAAUCUUUCCCGACCGUCUCAAUCCCAACAGCAGCAACAACAACAACAGUCACACGCACCGCAGCAGGUUGCCUAUCCAUCGGUUAUUAUUCGUACCCAGCAACAGCAGCAACAACAACAACAAACAGCCCCAGCACAACCGUUGUCGGGUUCGAUUCAGGUACCCUCGCUUAGUCACUGGGACCAUCGUAGUACAAAUGAGCGAUCACAACCAGAGCGAAAUGAUCCGAUGACGAUAGUACGGAAUUUGCAGCAGCCAAGUAUUAUUUCUCCACCACCGGAACGGCAGUCUACCCCACUGACAACCCCCGAAAAGACUGAAUCCAAAUCGAGACGGAAAAAAUCCGAUACGCCAACACGAAUUGUACCGGCGGCGAGUGUCGCCAACGGAGACUUUGGAGCAAAUUCCACUACGACUGCUAGUGCGAUGGGUGCCACAGGGGGUGCUGGUGGCUUGAAAGAUCCCUCCCAGAAUGGUGGGAACACGUUGGAUUUUGACCGAUGGAACUUAGCUGCUGCCUCUGCGGGAGCCGCUAAAAUGUUUGCUAGUGGUAACUUUAUGUCCCAAUCCCCUUCGUCCUCUUUUAUUCCUCCUCCUCAUCCGAUCUAUUACCCUACGUUCCAUGGUCCCAUCCCACUGAUACCCAACGAGAUUAUAAACAGCACGCUGGCAGCAGCCGCUGCUGGAACUAAUCUCGAAAUUCCAACCUACACCACCUUACUUAGUGCGUCCGAUAAUGUCCAUCCGACUUCAGCGGGGAAUGAUGGUCGCGGCAGCGAAGACGAACAACCUUCCGCGAAUGCUGCCAACAGCAAUAAGGUUGUUGUCCCAAAUAUAGAGGAAGAACUUGGAUUUCUUGCAGAAAACACGAGGCAACCUCAGCAGCAACAACAACAACAGCAGCAACAGCAGCAUCAACAACAAUCACAGCAGCAGCAUCCACAGCAGCAGGGUGUUCACCCCGACGGUGCUACAGGAACAACUGGAAACAAUGGCACGACACCAGCCAAAAAGUUUAAUGUUCCGACAAAGGAUAGCAAGGGAUUUAUGGGCAGCUACCUAAAGUUUUUGCAGGGCGAACGAGACACUUCGCCACCACCGGCUACGAGAAGCAAUCGAAAGACAACUUGGACACGGCCGGCUGGGAAUGCUGGUAAUGCAGCAAACAAGAACACGGCUGCCGGUAAUGCUGCCAAUAAGACUGCUGUUGCCAAUCAACAGCAGCAGCAGCAACAACAACAACAACAGCAGCAACAAUCACAAACGGCACAAGCUCAGCCCACGCAAGCAGUAGGCGCAGAUGUUAGUAAUGGUAUCUUUCAAGCUGAACAAUACAUGUCUAAUUUCCAUAUUCCACAUCUGCAGCACAAGCAGCCGGACAGCCAACAGCAGCAGCAGCAACCGCAGCAGUUACAUCCACUACAGCAACAACCGGAUCCACGAUAUUCGGCCUACCCGGUAACAAAGGAUAACCGAAAGCGCAAAUACGACUCUGAAGUACACAUACCCCAUCUACCGGCCGCCGAUCCACUUAACGUUCCUCAACGUCGUCAGACUUCGAACCGCAAGGCAAAAGCCAAAGCCUCCAACAUACAGCAAAUGAUUGAGCGCGGCCAUGGUACCGCUGGACUAGAGGAACCGGCGGAUUUCGCAUCCGACUCCGACUCCGAUCCUGCCUGGACGCCUCAAGACAAAGAGGAUGACGACGAUGAACAGGAUAUGAUGGGACCUAAGAAAACUAAAAAGCCCAAAAGUGUCGUUGGAAGUCCACGUGGCAAGCAACGACCGCGUUCGAAUAUCCUGUCAGUGGCCGCUGCCGGUGCCGGUAUUGCAGAUUUCGACUACGGUAGCGAAGAGGAUAGUACUUUGACCCGAGGAGGUACCUCCCAAAGUAUCGUCAGUUCACCACAGCAUCAACAGCACCAGACGAUACAACAGCAGCCUAUACUUCAGCAGCAGAUUCAACAGCAACAAUUACUACAACAGCAGCAGCAACAACAACAACAGCAGCAGCAGCAACAACAACAACAGCAACAGAUGUAUCAACAGACAACGGCCCUCCCGAGUAAUCAGAUUAUGCAAAACCAGUAUAUUCAACAACAGCAGCAGCAACAACAACAGCAGCAGCAGCAACAACCGAUACAGCAGUACAAUCCAGGGUCUAUGGUCAACCAGCAGCAGCAGCAGCAACAACAACAGCAGCAACAGCAAACAACUUCCAGUAACGAUGAUUUUCAGACUGGUGAUUUUGUUGUGAUUCGAUCAGAGCUGGUACAAGAUUACCCCUCGAUCUGGCGAGUAGAUGGUAAAACUUUGCUACAAAAAUAUGAACCUUUUGACCAAAACGGAAAAACGCUCCAUCGUAACGUAUCGACGUACGCCGCUUGGAACGCCGAAAGCAAGAAGCUGUACGUUAAAAUUCCGGUCCGCUUCCGGGUGCACAACCACAUGGAAUCCGUGGUCGAGUUUAUGCGCAACGAGAUGUCGAUCGACGAUACGGAACAGUUUCUCGAGAAGUCAAUGAACGAAACCAAGGUCUACCAGGACGUAUUCGAGGUGUACAUCCAGACGUUGAUUUCGCAGGCUUUGGAUUCGAAUUUCCUGAAGGAAAUCUUCCAGGAGCAAGAUGACUACUUCCUAUCGCGAGUGCAGACGAUCGACAGUCUGACGGACGACCGGAAGCGACGGUUGAUCCAGAUCACACCGUGGUCGCGGAACAUGAUCACCUCGAUUGCGACGUUCCCCGCGUACGACAUCAUGACCGAGCUGGGCCACACGAACAUGAAUCAUCCGGUGUGUGUCGCGUGUCAUCAGCCGGGCAUCUCGGUGCGCAUUGUGCUACAGGGUCAAACGUACAACACGGCCACACUGGCUCCGUGUCAGAUUCAGGACACGCGCAUCCAGUAUGAGAAAAACUUUCUGCUCUGUCGCAUUUGCUCGUCGCGGUUUGAGCUCCUGCACAAGAUUUGCCACCAGAAGUACAUGAUGUUUGUGGAGUGCGCCAAGCGUGUCAAUCAGCAAAUUUCGAAUGAUUCCUCCAAAGCAGCUACCAUCAUUCUGAAUGAAUUGCUGGCCGAUGAACAUUGGCUGACGAUGCUGUUCAAAGAAGUACGCGGCAUUUGGGCGGAAAUUGAAAACAUGGAACGCCAGUAUCGAUUUCAAGUUGCAUCGCAAUGAGGAAGGGACAAAACGGCAAUAAAACCGGCAUAGUAUCAGCAGAGAAAGGUAACCAUUUCUUAAAUAACAACAGAGAUCAGAGACAAGUAAUUCGCGUGACGUGAGUCAUCCAAGAUGAGCAAACACACAGAAUGAACAAAAAACAAUAUUAUUUUAGUAGAGUUUGACCAGAGAAACCCGCAAAACGUAUAUUUGACGAACAAAUUGCUUGCUGGAAAGCAAAACCACUAUACACAUAACUUAAUAUUAAUUUUCACACCCGCUACUACGGAGCAGCAGAUAGUUAUCCCACUAGUAACUGAAACAACUGUAGUAUUUCCAUAAUCAAACAACAA